Molecule: messenger RNA, 4077 nt
Organism: Patiria miniata (bat star)
Lineage: Eukaryota; Metazoa; Echinodermata; Asteroidea; Valvatida; Asterinidae
Gene: nudt5
Product: ADP-sugar pyrophosphatase-like
Exons: 9
Coding region: 257-949 (230 amino acids)
Biological process (GO): ribose phosphate metabolic process; nucleoside phosphate metabolic process
Cellular component (GO): nucleus
Molecular function (GO): ADP-ribose diphosphatase activity
Source: RefSeq, a predicted model, not a curated record
AGCCAGGUGUGUUGCACGAAUUGCACGUACGGCCACACGCGCUUUCUCUAUACGGGGGUACGGGUGUACAUGUACGUAAUAUAAUUAUACGAAGGAACAGCUUCGGUCACUCCUUCUGCUCUGGAAAGUGAAGUUCAAUCUGGCUGGAAGGGUUUCAAGAUUGUUGGGCCAGUUGUCGCCACUGUCUUCCCAACAGUUUAAGGGUGUUGCUCGUCUAGUGUCCUGUUCAUCUGCACACUGUGAAGCUUCAUUAGAGAUGUCAAGUGAAGGCACCAGUUCCUCACCGACCAAUAACGCCCACAAACCGAAAUCAGAGUUUAUCAAACAAGAGACUAUUCAUCGAGAGAAGUGGCUGUCUCUGGAGAAGAUAACCUACAAGGACCCCAGGGGGAAGAUACGGACAUGGGAGACGGUGGAGAGAACCACCAAGCCCCAGAGGCCAGGGGUAGCUGACGCGGUUGGAAUGGUCACAAUUCUCAAACGGUUACUGCACUACGACUGUUUGGUUCUGGUCCGACAGUUCAGACCACCUGUAAGGUCAUGCACAAUAGAAUUCCCCUCAGGUUUGGUAGAUAGUGAGGAAACAGUGGCCGAAGCAGCGAUACGAGAACUGAAAGAGGAAACUGGUUAUGUAGGAACAAUAACCAGCAUCUCUCCAGUGACUGUUAUGGAUUCGGGUAUGUCAGCUUCAACUCUUAAUCUUGUUUUCGUGCAGGUAGAUGGUGAUGACACAGUUAAUCAGAGACCAGUACCCAAUUUAGAUGAAGGGGAAUUCAUAGAAGUUAUCCAUGCACCUUUGCAUGAACUCAAGCAAAAACUUGAUGCAUACAGUGAAGCAGGGGAUUUGGUUGACUCAAGGGUUUACACCUACGCUGCCACACUCCAUCAGUGCCAGCACAAAGGAGAAGACAUGGAUCUAGAGCAGCAGAAGGGACUCUACAAGAAAUGAUAAUGAACGGACAACUGUAGAUAGUAAGCAGUAUGUCCUGGAUGCCACACACCGUGGCUAGCCUCUUCCCUGUCCAAGCGUGGAUUUGGAUUUUUUUUGUCUUAAUGCAGCCAGUCCUGAUCCCUGACAGGUGCGGUCAAGUCACUGCAGCGGUAGAGAGUGCAGUCCACAAUAUGAAUCAAAUCCAGUUUUGGGACUGGGACCAAAGAAGUUCCAAGCAUACAUGUAACUAACAUGCGCAGAAAAGCUUCAAUAAAGUGCCUUCUACCUCUACGGCAGCUUGGCUGCACUUGUUGGGGACCAUCUGCAAUACUUGGGGAACUAAAUCCAAGUCCACUGUUGGACUAGAGCUAUGAGUAGCCUUGAUGAAGGCUAGACUCUUGAUGCAACUGGUGUAUGAUUAACCAGUUAUGAUAAGAAUGAUAAAGCAGUCAACUCUCAUUGGAUAGUUACAGCCUUGAUCGAGACUCAACUACACCACACCAUUUUUGGUUGGCCUGCAAGGGAAGAUCCAUCCGUCAUCAUAAACAUCUCAGUAAUAUAUGCUGCUCUCACAUUUUCACGGGCUAAUAUGGAUUUGAAUGCAAGGAUUAAGCACUACAUUUGUGAGUCAAGUCAAGUCGCCCUAAAGGCAGUGACUCAAAUUAAGUUGAGUCAUGAGAUCAGCAAGGUCCAGUUAAGGCUAGUUGAGCCACAAUGUGUGCUCGAGGCAAGUCAAGUCGGGACACAUUCGUUGUCGAGUCAAUUCAAGUCACUGCGAUGAAAUUUUCACACCAUCUGUAGUAUCACAAUCUUGAGUGUAUCAUUUUGCAGCACUUCUUGUGUAGUGCUGUCAAUCUGCCGAACUGCCAUUGGCCUUGCAAGUGCAAACCAGCUUUCAAUUUGACAUGAAGUGGUAAUAAGAAGUCAAUGAUUUUUUUUUCUUCACAUUUUGUUAAGGACUGAGUGUUGGUGAAGAUUUGGCUUGAGUCAGAUCAAGUCCUUUGCCUAAGUCAAGACAUUUACUUGUGUACAUGUUUAUGACGCCUGUCAAGUUGAGUUACCGAAAAUAGUGACUCCAAUGGACUUCAUGAUUUGAGUGGGUGAUUUGAUUACAUCUCUGACGUACACUUGGCUUUGAAGAGGUUGAUAAGAUUUAUGACAUCUAAUAUACCUACUCCUUGAACUAGUCCCAUGGAAAUAGAGGGAACAAUCUGUUUUGGAUGGCCCUUCUUGUUUGUCAAUAACAGAUUACAAAUAAAGUGAAAGCUGAUCUUUCAUAAGAUCUUCUCCACUAGAUCAGGCGUACAGGUACUGCAAUUCCGGUUGGAUUGUUUACUGCACAAAUAUGCCUACAGAUAUUAAGUGUGGCCUUAUACUUUUUUAGUAAUAUAUUUUGUAAUUGAAAUGAAGAUUCCUAAAUGAUGACUUUAGCUCUGUCUAGAUCUGUAGUAUCAAAAUUCAAAGCAAACAAUCAGUUGCCAACUUGAUCUAAUUAAGUUUCCAUUGUGACUUAAAGUUUAGGUUUUUUUUAAGCCUUGUAUACACUUCCCACCUGGAAUAGAAAACCACGUACAUUCCAUAAGCCCGUGGCCUUUCCUUGUGUCAUACCAACAGUUUUUAUGUCCCGCUUACCUUUCCUUCCGUGUUUGUGUUGGCGGACAGGUAGUGCAGUCACUGUGGACCUCUGAACAAAAACAUUCCACAUAUAUAGUGGAGGUGAGACGACAUUGUGUGUACCUUCCCAGGUCCAUCGAAAACAGUUUGAGAGGCGUUUUGGGGGUUGGAUUCUCCGUCGCAAAAUGAAGACGAAAGGAGAGGAAAUCAUGAUGAAAUUGGGUUGACAGUGUGUUCACAUUGCGAAUAAAUUAAAAGGAGUUUUGUUCUCCAAUUUUUCUUAGCUACAUGAAAAAAAAGGAAUGCCCCCGCUAGGUAUGUAUUUUAAACGUGAUCUUGUUAUCCUUUAUGACUGAGGAUAACAAAAAACCAAGGACCUGAGCCAAAUCCUUGGGAAGUUUUUAUGUACAAACUUUAGUGGAUGUGUUGAGAAAAAGUACACAAAAUUGGAACAAAAGGAGGUCCUCAUAAGUAUAGGAUAACACGACUGGUUGUGUGCAUGUGUUUGCGUGCAAGCAAUCAGUGUUCCCACCAUAACUCAGGGGUGUGAAAUCUCAGCUUUAAAGCUGAUUUCAGGUUUUUUUGGUUUUGGAUUUCAGCUUUUUUCCCUCACUGUUUACAAAAGUACAGGAGGUUUCCAAAGUUCAGUUUUUUUACACCUUUUUCUGCUGUUUUCAGCUAUUUUUAUCAGUGGUCACUCACACCCCUGAUAACUUGAGGACUUGACAUAUCAACUUCAAACUUGGUAUGUCGGUUGGUCUUUGCGUCAUGUAGAGCCCUUCUGAUUUUGGACCCCAUAUAUCAAAGAUGAAGGUCAUUAAGGUUACAACAAUCGAAAUGGUUGUCACACGGUAUUUUGAUGAGAAGGACGGGGCAUAUCAACUUCAAACUUGGUAUGUGGGUUGGUCUUGGUGUCCUGUAGAAGCCCCUCCCAGGACACUUGACAUUCCAAUGGCGGUGCCAUAUAAUGGGAAUAGUUAUACGGUGGCGGGGGACUUGUUUUGGUAAGCACACCUUUUCUUGUUUUUGUUUAUUUUAUGCUGCAAACUGCAGCGUAACAUUUCUUGAAAUUCACACCUGCUAGAGUGGAACCAAGAUAACCCACUGGUCUUUUUAUGUUUUUAAAAUACGUACUGUUUUUUUUUCACUAAUUGGUUACUGAAUUCCAAAAAUGGUGGUGUUGGUCGUCUUCCAUAGUGCCAAUCUUCAAAGGGAAUGAGUUACAGUAAUUUCAACAGUAUCAAAUUUUGUAAUUAUUUUAUGUUGGGUCUUCCAAUGUUAUUAUUGACUUAUUCAGUUUCACAUUAUUUUAUAAUGAGUAUAACGUGUAAUUUGUACUUUUUUGCUUUUAAUUUGAUGCAUUUGUAUAAUAAUUAUGCAUACGCGGCGCAAAGGCAUCUUUUGAUGAGAAAUCAGAGGAUUGUUUAAGCUCAUUUUCGCAAAAGAAACAUGUAAAUACUGACGCCACAGUAUUCAAAUUGUAAGAAAUUAUUUCAAGAAAUGAAAUAAAAAAAUAUUGUGAUAUGAUUACA